GGCAUUUCAGCAUUGACUUCUUUGUGUGCACUCCUAUACCUUGGGUGACUUCGUAACAUUUAUUUUUCAAUUCUUUGCUCAAACAAGCAACAAAAUCCACUUCAUCCUCACCCUUUCCGAGCCUGUAUGCACUAUGGCCUCAGCGUGGUCUGAAGAGGAGACCUUUGUGUGCGCAGUGUGUUUGGAGGUCCUGAAGGAUCCGGCUACCCUGCCCUGUGGCCACUCGUACUGCCUGGUCUGUAUUCAGGGACACUGGGACCGAGGAGACACCAAAGGUCAGUACAGCUGCCCCCAGUGUCGACAGGUCUUCAAACCCCGACCCUCACUGGCUAGGAGCACCGUUCUCGUAGAAGCAAUGGAGAAACUGAUGACCAACAGUGUCAAGCAGAGCCCCCACAAGUCUAUCUCUUCCGCACCACCAUCAAUGCCCAUAUACCUGGAGGUCCUACCAGAUACAGGGCUGGCGGCAGUGGGAGGCCCCCAGCGACAGGGUAGUGUCUACCCCGAGCUCCCCACGCUAGCACCCAGAUCCUGCCCUCAACACCAGAAACCCCUGGAUUUGUAUUGCCAUGAUGACAAAGAGUGUGUUUGUGAAGAGUGUUGUCAGCAUGGACACAAGGGACACCGUGUGCUCAAGCCACACGAGGCGCGCAGGGAGAGACAGAAGGAGCUAGUACAGAUGCAAGCAGACAUGCAGGGGAGAAUCCAUGUGACUGAGAAGGCACUUCAGGAGCUCCCUCAAUCUGCUCGACAACACAAGGCCUCAAUCCAAGCUCUACAGAGGGAGGGUGUGGAUUCGUUCUCUGGGCUUGUGAAAAGCAUUGAGCUCAUGGGCACCCAGAUUGGUUCGCUCCUCUGCGCCCAUGAGGCUUCCCUCAGCAGCCGGGCCGAAGGGCACAUCCACAGGCUGGAGCAGGAGGUGGCACAGCUGCGCUGGAAGAGCGAGGAGAUGAGCCGGCUGGCAGACAUGCAAGACCAUGUUUGCUUUUUGAAAAACUUCCUGACUUUAGAGCCAUUGGGCCCGACUAUGGCAAUAGAUGAAUUGGGACUGGGCCAGAAGAAGGAGGUGGUAGCUGUGAUCCGCUCAGCCAUGGUAGAAUUCAGAGACUCUAUACAGGACCUCAGCAAAGGUGUCCUGGCUAAGAUUUUCAAAGUAGUGAAUGAUUGUUCCAUGACCAAUGGUGUGAUGGCAACAGGCACUGCAGCAGCUGAUGAUAGCAGCCAGACCCCCACACAAAACCCAGGGGUCACUGCAGCACACGAAAAGCAGCCAAACCCAAUGCUGACAGCAGGGAAUGAAGGUGCUGCCAUCCUUCCAUAUUCACCCCCUAUUAACCCUCAAGCAGCUCUUGUGACAGAAGUGGAAAUUGUGAAUCCAGAGCCAAAGACCAGGGAGGAUUUGCUGAAAUUUCGCUUUGACCCCACCAUGGAUUCUAACACUGCAUAUCGCCACCUGUUGCUGUCAGAUUGGGACCGUAAGGCCACCCUACGGGCUGAGAACCUGAACCCACCAGACCACCCUGAACGUUUUCAGUUCUGGAGACAGAUUCUCUGUCAGGAGCCCCUUGGUGGGAGCCCCUACUACUGGGAGGUGGAGUGGACCGGACAGAAAAUGACCAUUGGUGUGGCGUACAGGGAGAUGGAACGCAAGGGUUCUGAUAACACAAGCCGUCUAGGCCAUAAUGCUCAGUCGUGGAGCUUGUAUUGGUCUGGAACAGGCUUCUCCUUCUGGCACAAGGGUCAGGAGACCCUGCUGGGCUCACCCAAGUCUCAAAGGGUUGGCAUCUAUCUGGACCAACAUGCUGGGGUUCUUGCUUUCUACCGAAUCCAUAAAAACCAGGCUCACCUCAUCCACAAGCACCAGAGUCAGUUCAAUGGACCGCUUUACCCAGGGUUCCGGUUCUGGUCAGGGGUAGGAUCCACGCUGACUGUGUGUAAACUGAACUGACUUCUAGAUGGGUAAUGGGCUGUUUGGAAACCCCAGUCAUACUGGGAACAAAUAACUUAAAUAUAAACUUUCUAAUAUAAUUUGCAGAUCUGGUUAGAUGAAGGUGAUUCUCAGAAAGUGUUAUUGGCAGGCACAUAUUUUGCCAGGAAUUCUUUCUCUGGAGUUAAAAAAAAAAAACAAAAAAAAAAUGGGAAAAGGAAUUGAAACUACUCUACAAUUCAUCAUGGCAUUGUCACAGUAUGUUUUUCUGUCUACCUUUUGGUGGGAUUCUGCUUAGUCAACCUUUCAUUGUAAUGGUGUCUCUUCAGCUUUUGUUUUUUUAUUUUAUGUUAAGUUUUGUUUACACAUAUUUUUGUGAAUA
Messenger RNA from Lampris incognitus (smalleye Pacific opah), 2309 nucleotides. RefSeq names its product finTRIM family, member 86 (gene ftr86). The record is from RefSeq and is a predicted model, not a curated record. The coding region runs from base 134 to 1948 and encodes 604 amino acids. Gene Ontology annotation, molecular function: protein binding; zinc ion binding. Lineage: Eukaryota; Metazoa; Chordata; Actinopteri; Lampriformes; Lampridae. The transcript has 10 exons.